GCCCUCCCCGUCGCCAGGUCUAUAAAGUGCGGAGCGCUCCCGCGGGCGGCCAAUGCGCGGCGAGCAGCGCUCGGCUCCCGCUGCGAACGGACAUCAAGGCAGCCAUGAGGCUCCCGCUGGCUUUCACCGUGCUGCUGCUGGCCUCUGCACAGGCACUGGCUGAUGAGAUGGCAGCUCCCGAUGACCUCAGCUACUGGGCAGACUGGGCCGACGGUGAGCAGAAGGAGGAGCUGCCGCUUCCUCUGGAGCACUUUCUGCAGAGGAUGGCAAGGAGACCCCGGCCCCAGCAGUUCUUCGGCCUCAUGGGCAAGCGGGAUGCGGGAUAUGGCCAGAUCUCCCACAAAAGGCAUAAAACAGACUCCUUUGUUGGACUUAUGGGCAAAAGAUCUUUAAGUUCUGGGUCCUCUGAAAGGAGCAUAGCACAGAAUUACGAGCGAAGGCGUAAAUGAUACAUUCCCGCGCGUUAUUUAUUAAACUUUAUUUGUUCCAAUGGCCAAUGCGGUGUAAUAUAAACCGACCACUGUAUGGAAUAAUUAUUUAUUUAACAAUACUAAAUGGUUUUGCGUUGUUUGGGGUUUUUUUUGUUUUGUUUUGUUUUGGUUUUUUUUGAGUUAGACAUUCAAUAAAAUGAUUAUUUUUCAUGUAGUGGCAGCGACACGUGUUGCAUAGGAGCGUUGGGUCCUGGAAGGACAUCUCCUUCAGGACCGGUGACCUUGGUGACGUCUCACAACAAAGCACAUUGUUCAAUAUGACCUGUAGAGUUAUGUUCACCAAUCAGAGGUUCUUUUAUUCAUCAAAAGUGAGUCUGUAUCAGCUUCACAACCAUGCAGAACAGAGCUGAUGUACAGUCUAGUGCCUCGAUUUGUUUUCAUGGUUUAUAAUGUACUGUAAUUUCUGUAUCAAAAUAUAUUUGUAUCAUUGCAGCAUGUUUUACGUUUUCUGACUACAUAUCUAUAUAUUUUAAAAAGGUGGGAGGGGUAAGGUUUGAAUGUGAAUCCAAAGUCUUCAUUUCAUAGCCUGGAAUUUUAUGAUAGUAACAUUUUAAAUAAAAUCUGCUCUGGGGAUUUUGCAACAUACUU
This is a messenger RNA of Lagopus muta (rock ptarmigan), 1079 nucleotides long. RefSeq names its product tachykinin precursor 1 (gene TAC1). The transcript has 6 exons. Gene Ontology annotation, biological process: tachykinin receptor signaling pathway. The record is from RefSeq and is a predicted model, not a curated record. The coding region runs from base 105 to 449 and encodes 114 amino acids. NCBI's taxonomy places the organism in Eukaryota, Metazoa, Chordata, Aves, Galliformes, Phasianidae.